Molecule: messenger RNA, 2991 nt
Organism: Oryza sativa Japonica Group (Japanese rice)
Lineage: Eukaryota; Viridiplantae; Streptophyta; Magnoliopsida; Poales; Poaceae
Source: RefSeq, a predicted model, not a curated record
UUUUGUGGUUCAGGGGGUAAUUCGGACGACCACGAUAGUUCGAGGGUGUAAUUCGUACUUUUUCCUUUUAAAAACCAUAUUAAUCUAUUUUAUAAAUAAAAUAAAAUAAUUAAUACUUAAUGGUUUAUCUCGUUUCAGGUAUAUUCUCUGAUCCUCUCCUCUCGAACACUCUACAUCCUACACGGGUAAUAUCUGAACCGCUCGCUUCCAAUCCGACGACAGCGAGCCAGCCACGUGCUCCCCCAACGAGGAGCCAAACCAAUCGAUCCGAGGAGAGCAGUCGACGUCGACCUUCGCUGCUCGCCGCGAGGCGAGACAAAAGGAGAAACCAAAGCGCAUCAGCAUCAGCAUAUCUGCACAGCAGCAGCAGCCGAUGCGAACAACCACUCGAGACAGCGAAACGCGGCGGCCACCGGCAGCGGCACGCAGCUAGCCAACACUGCAGACGACCCCUCCCCGCGCGCUCCGGCCGCCAUCGAUCCACCACGGGCAGUGCGCGGCGCUUUGCGGCUGCACUGCACACACGUCGCCGUCUCGAGAAGCCUUUUUAGGCCAUCAGCCACAGCCAUGGCCGAUUGGCCGUCGUCCUUCUCCUUCUCAUUCUCCUACUGCUUCUCGUGCAAUGGCAACAUCAAGAGACAGCAUCUGUACCUGCAGCCACCAAGUUUGCCGAGAGAGAGGACUGAGAGCGACUUGAUCGAUCGUCUCCAGAUUCCAGGCCUUGUUUCGCAGCGUCCAUAUAAUAUAAAAUAUCAUCUACUUGUUCUGCUAGCUGUUUAUCACAGAUGCAUUGGCGUUUCUUAUAGCAUCUGGUUCUUGUGAGCACAUACACUGGCAGGGCAUCUACUCUACACUACAGUACUAUACUCUAGUGAUCAACAGAAAAGCUCAGACAGACACAGAGAGAUCGAUAUCAACAUGCUUUAGUCCAUACACGGAUUAAACUAAUGGCAUGCACAUCACGUUCUUGCCGAUGAGACGAUGCGUUGCAAGUUACAAGUAGUAGAGAGGAAGGCACAGGCAGGAUUGGGUGUUUUGGAUUGUUGCUGGAAAAAUUCAGGAUUAUAUUGGCGUCAGUGAGCUUGCAGAAGCAUUCUUCCUGUUCUUGUUUUAGGUAGCAUUAUCCCAAAGAGAGGGAGAGAUUAUUGGAGCUCAUUUGAUUGGUUGAUUGAUUGAUUGGAGUGGUGAGGUGAGGUGAAGUAACCAUGGGUUCUUGCGUGUCGACGACGAGGCGGCGGCGGAGGUCGAGGAAGCUGUCGGUGGCGGCGAGGAAGUUCCGCCGGAAGGUGUCCGCGGCGAUCGCCGACGCGCCCAUCGCCCGCUCCGGCGGCGGCGGCGGCGCCGGCGGCGAGGUGGCGGCGGCGAACUGCUUCGCGCGCCACGAGGUCGUCCACGUCGAGGCGCCCGUGUCCAACGUGACGCUUCACCUCACGCAGCUGCAGUGGCAGCACAGCCAGAUGGACGCAGGCAGUGUGAUCUGUGAAGAAGCGUGGUACGACUCCGUCAGCAUCCUCGACUCGGCCGACUCCGAAGACGACGAUCUCGACAACGACUUCGCCAGCGUCAGUGGAGAUCCUCUCCCGGAUGUCACCGCGACGGCGACGUCGACGUCGACGAGCUUGCUCGACGCCGUGCAUCGCCUGAGGAGCAUCGCGAGCGCAGAGGCAUGCCAGGAUGAUGAUCCUCCCGGGAAAGCUGAAGAAUCAAACGCUGCUGCUGCUGCUGACGAGUGCUGCAGCAGCAGCGGCGGUGGCCUGAAGGAAUCGGCGGCGAGCUCGACGCGGCCGCCAUUCCCGCCGUCGAUUCCGAGCAACAAGAUCCAGCCGAUGCCGAUCGUCAGCGUCAGCCCGCACAGCCAGAAGAAGAAAUCCGCCGUCGUCAGGCUCUCCUUCAGGAGGAGAUCAUACGAGGGUGACGAGAUGACUGAAAUGAGUGGCUCUACGAACUAUCUGUACCGUCCAAGAGCCGGUUCAUCGUUGCCGUGCUCGACCGGCGAAAAACUGUCAGAUGGUUGUUGGUCAGCUAUUGAGCCGUCAGUGUUCAGAGUCCGAGGGGAGAGUUUCUUCAAAGACAAGAGGAAAUCCCCAGCUCCGAACUGCUCACCAUACAUCCCAAUUGGAGCAGACAUGUUUGCCUGCACAAGGAAGAUAAAUCACAUUGCGCAGCAUCUCGCUCUUCCAUCUCUGAAGGCUCAUGAGACCUUCCCAUCACUCCUCAUUGUGAACAUUCAGAUGCCUACCUAUCCAGCAACCGUGUUUGGCGAGAACGACGGCGAUGGGAUAAGCCUAGUUCUUUAUUUCAAGCUAUCUGACAGUUUUGACAAGGAAAUUUCUCCUCAACUAAAAGAAAGCAUCAAGAAGCUUAUGGGUGAUGAAAUGGAGAGAGUUAAGGGGUUUCCGGUAGACAGCAAUGUGCCCUACACUGAGAGGCUGAAAAUUCUGGCUGGUUUGGUGAACCCUGACGACUUACAGCUCAGUGCAGCUGAGAGGAAGCUUGUGCAAACCUACAACCAGAAACCGGUGCUGUCUCGCCCCCAGCACAAAUUCUUCAAGGGGCCAAACUACUUCGAGAUCGAUCUCGAUGUCCACCGUUUCAGCUUCAUUUCAAGGAAAGGGCUUGAGGCCUUCAGGGAACGAUUGAAACAUGGAGUUCUUGAUCUUGGCCUGACCAUUCAGGCACAGAAGGCAGAGGAGCUACCUGAGCAUGUCUUGUGCUGCAUGAGGCUGAAUAAGAUCGACUUUGCCGACAGCGGGCAAAUACCAACAUUGAUAAUGUCCAGUGACGAAUAAAUUUUUAAUGUCACUGAAAUUUACUAACUUUGAGAGAGAGAGAGAGAGAGAGAGAGAGAGAGAGAGAGAGAGAGAGAGAUCUGUACAAAUCGGGAGAGUGGAGUAGAAACUAACACAAAUUUAUGCAUUAAGCUGCAUAAACAUCGUGUAAAUACUCAUUUAUUUGCCAAAGAAUGACAACAGGAGCAUUCUGCAGUGAGAA